AUUUUCACAAUAUUUUCGCCAGCCAAAUACAACAACAAACAGCGCUCCAAAAUUCUCUUUUAACUGAAGAACGAAAAGAGAGAAGAAAAACUAUCUUUCUAUUUUCAAUUUUUUUUUUGUGUAGUUGUGGGAAUGAAUGGAAGUGAAGGUGAAGGAAGUGUGAAAAUGGAAGUAGUAGAAAAGGAGAAAAUAGUGUAUAUGUGGGGAUAUUUACCAGGAGCUGUACCACAGAGGUCACCUUUGUUGUCUCCAGUUGUUGUUGUGAGGAUUCCACAGUCGGGAAAUUACUUAUGGAAGGAUGUUUGUGGUGGUGGUUGUGGAUUUGCUAUGGCCAUUUCAGAUUCUGGGAAGCUCAUUACAUGGGGUUCAACGGAUGAUUUAGGCCAAUCCUAUGUGACAUCAGGGAAACAUGGGGAAAUUCCGGAGCCUUUUCCCCUUCCUGAUGAAGUUUUAGUAGUAAAAGCCGCUGCCGGUUGGGCACAUUGUGUUGCAGUUACAGGAAAUGGAGAAGUGUAUACAUGGGGUUGGAAGGAAUGUAUUCCUUCUGGAAAGGUUCUUGGAGAGCCAGCUGUAGACAAGGAGGUAAACGAUGGACAGAGUUCAUUCCUGGCACAGCAAGUAAGCCCUCACCCCCAGGGAUCGAGGUCCAUGUUUGGAGCAGUGUCUCAUAUAGAGACUAGAAGUGGAGAGGAUAGUGCGAAACGUAGACGGGUAUCAUCAGCUAAGCAACAAGCUGAGAGCUCAACCUCAGGGGAUGAAGGUCUCUCAGCAUUGCCAUGUUUAGUCGCAUUAAAUCCAGGGGUGCGGAUUGUCAGUGUAGCAGCUGGUGGCCGGCAUACACUGGCAUUGUCAGAUAUAGGACAAGUGUGGGGUUGGGGCUAUGGAGGGGAAGGACAGCUUGGUCUAGGCUCCAGGAUUCGAAUGGUAUCCUCUCCACAUCCUGUGCCGUGCAUUGAUUCUUCUCCUUCGCGAAAGGACAGAGCUAUGGGCCUUUCUCAUGGAUGUCCAGGAUCAGAGGGACAAGGCCUCAGAGUUCCUGGGAAUUACGUCAAGAGAAUUGCCUGCGGGGGCCGACACAGUGCAGUAAUUACAGAUGCUGGAGCGUUAUUAACUUUUGGUUGGGGAUUGUAUGGACAGUGUGGUCAAGGGAGUACAGAUGAUGAGCUAAGUCCGACGUGUGUAUCUUCAUUACUUGGCAUCAGGAUAGAAAGUGUAGCAGCAGGGCUCUGGCACACUGUAUGCAUUUCUGCAGAUGGUGAUGUAUAUGCAUUUGGAGGGAACCAAUUUGGGCAGUUAGGCACUGGCGCCGAGCAGGCUGAGACACUACCUCGGCUCCUGGAUGCUCCAAAUUUGGAGAACAUGCAUGUGAAAGUUGUAUCAUGUGGAGCACGACAUACUGCCGUAGUCACAGAUGAUAGCAAAGUGUUCUGCUGGGGAUGGAACAAGUAUGGUCAGCUUGGACUGGGUGAUGUGAUUGAUCGGAAUAUUCCAUCCCAAGUCUCAAUCGAUGGUCAUGUACCGACAAAUGUCGCUUGUGGGUGGUGGCACACACUUCUACUAGCUGAAUCACCUACGUGAACUACUCAUCUUAUUGAUGCCAUUCAAAGUUUUGUUAGGUUAGGUGCUUUCGGUUUUCUACUUCAAGAUCCUCGUUAUGAUAUAUGCAUAUGGUACAUAUUGUAGUUUGCAUGCAUAUACAUGUUAGCAUGGAGUGAUUCUUUACAAGAAUAAGGUGGUCAUCAUCUUCCUUCCAAGCAACAACUUGGGAAGAACAAGAAGUCGUCGCUAUCAUGUCAAGACAACUUAGUCUAUCUGUGUAAAUCCUCUUCGCGACUGGAUUUUCUGAUGUAUCAAAGAUACUCUAUAGCAUUAGAGCAGUCAUUAUGAUGGCUUUUGUGGUACCUUUUCAGUCGGGUUCCUUCAAUGUGUACUUCAUAUUGUGUUCUGAGGGAUGAUUGAAAUGUGAUCUCUUUAUUACUAUGCAGAGCUGGGUUCAGAUCUCUGCUAAGACUUUACCAUAUCAAUUCUUGUGUUUCCUUUUUCC
This is a messenger RNA of Nicotiana tabacum (common tobacco), 2044 nucleotides long. Its product is annotated as ultraviolet-B receptor UVR8. The record is from RefSeq and is a predicted model, not a curated record. NCBI's taxonomy places the organism in Eukaryota, Viridiplantae, Streptophyta, Magnoliopsida, Solanales, Solanaceae.